GAACAGAUCUCGACCCUGGGGACUGACACCACACCCAUCUGUGUGUGUAUGUGUAUGUGUGUGUGUGUGUGUUGUCCAGCAUAUGCCUUGUUGUGUUUCUUCUUGUUCUUAGUGAAUGAAGAGCUGCUUGCAGAUUCUCAUAACUGGUUGACGUCAUCAUGGAAAUGGCAACUUUUAGCCCUGCUCCUGGGAUGUUAGGAGAAACCUCGCCUCCUCAAACUGAGGCUAUGACCAAGAUAGUGGCGAAUGGUAUCAUCACAGGCGGUGGAGAUUUUGCAGCCUUAAUUGGAGGGGUCGUCGGUGCACUGUUGCUGCUGCUGAUCUGUACUACAGCUCUGUUGCUGUGGUGUCUGUCCAGACAUAAAGGCUCGUACGUCACCAAUGAGACGGACGAUGAUGACGACAUCGAUGGUGACGACGAGUCUGUGGGCUCUGAUACAGCCCUCCAAAGCAGGGAACCUCUGAAGGCCAAAGAGGAGGAAUAAACCUGUGAUACAGACUUCAGUUGUGAUGUUGAAGACUAAAGAGCUUUUUUAAAAUUGGAAGUCACAUAAAGCUGCGUGAAGCAACUUUGCACAUCGCUGCCACCAAAUAGCAUCAAGACGUAACUGUUUGGGCCACACCUGCCAACAUUUAGCUUUCAAAGUACGAGAAAUCAACCCUACGGGCUUUGUAAAACCCCUGGACACUAUCCUGGUGCUGCAGAUAGAAAAGGAAACUGUCUGUAUUUAGAUUUGUUUGGAGAAACUCAAUGAGCUCAGUGGUUCCCAGCCUUUUUCCUUUCUAUCACUGAGUAAACUGACUAUAUUUUAUGGAUAUUUAUAUUAUAUUCAAUGUGUAACAAUAACAGUAGAGAGCAGCUGAUAAACUGUAAAACGAACCCAA
Morone saxatilis (striped sea-bass) is the source of this 885-nucleotide messenger RNA. Its product is annotated as glycophorin-C-like. The transcript is spliced from 4 exons. The record is from RefSeq and is a predicted model, not a curated record. Lineage: Eukaryota; Metazoa; Chordata; Actinopteri; Moronidae. Bases 159 to 485 code for a protein of 108 amino acids.